AUGGGUUCUGAGAUCACCAUAGCAGGCUGGCUGGCGGCAUUACUCAAAGCUAGCACGGCCAAGUUGGCCGCCGACCAGCACCUGCAGGACAAGGCUGUCGAGCAAAAUUUGAAGAAGCUGCAGUUUAAUCUCGACAAGAUAAUCACGGCCUCCCAACUCGACCGGAAGCAGAUCGGCAGCCACAGCAUCAAAGACUGGUUCUCCAGCUUCAAGGAUGCCAUCUACGCCGCUGACGACGUGAUCGAAGAAUUCGUUCAACAACUGGAGAAGCACAAGAAGCAGAGUAGCACGUCGUCGACUCUAAGGAAGUCCGCUAACUUCGUCUCCAAGAUGAUCCAAGGGGGCCUAUUCAACGGGGACGACAUGAAGCAGUUGGACGAGGUCACCAAAACCUUCGACGACGUUGUCAGUGACAUCUUCGGGCUCCUCAAGGUGGUGCAACAGCUGGAAGGAUCUGGCGGGACGAAGCAGCAGGAGAUCAUCCCCAGUUGGCGGCUGACCACCUCCCCUUACAAGGGAAGGACGACGACGAUCGGACGCACCAGCGAAGGAAAGAAGAUGCUGGAGGCGCUGCUCGAGGAGGGAGGCGGAUCUACUUCAAACUUCUGCAAUUUCUCUGUUGUCUGCGUCGUCGGAACCGGCGGCAUCGGGAAGACAGAUCUUGCUCGAUUUGCUUAUAACAACGAGAAGGUGCGCCGUCACUUUGAUCUUAAAGCGUGGGUCGCCGUCUGCAACAAUUUUGACGAGAAGAGGCUCACGAUCGAGAUAAUCGAGUCAGCCUCCGUCGAGCGGCCCAGUGAUCUUCACAGCAUCACCAGUUUGGAACCGAUCCAGAACACUCUCGCCAAAGGGAUGAAGGACAAAAGGUUUUUGAUCGUGUUGGACGAUGUGUGGGAGGACUCCAACGCUUCUUGGGAGCACCUUACCACCCCAUUUACUCAUGGCAAAGAAGGGAGCAGAAUCAUAGUGACCACCCAGCUUGAAAGUGUAGCCAAGUCGACGAAAGCCAAAGAGACGAUACAUCUUGAUGGCCUGGAGGAGCAAGAGUACUUGGCACUGUUCAAAAAAUGUGCAUUUGGCGACAAAGAUAAAGUCCAUCAACCAACUCUAGAAAGUAUUUGCACAGAAAUAGCUAAAAAAUAUGAUGGCUCUCCCUUGGCAGCAGUGUCGAUCGGCCUCGAAUUAAGAUCGGAUCCAACUGAAGAGCAUUGGAGGCGAGUUGCGCGGAACAAGUUGGGCGUAAUUGAACGAAGAGAAGGCGACAUUGUGUCAGUGCUGGGAUUUUCUUACGAGCAACUGCCUGCGCGCCUGAAGCAAUGCUAUCUCGCUUGCGCUCUGUUUCCCAAGAAGCAUCUCUUUUACAAGAAUCAAUUGAUUCGAAUUUGGACGGCUUUAAGGUUCGUUUCUGCUGAUGGCAAUGGCGGGAAUCCUGUUGAUGAGCUCGCAAGCAAGUCAUUUUUUGUGAAUUCUAUUUCUAAGAGAGAGGAUGGCCAGUUUAUGCUCCACGCCGUGCUGCACGAACUCGCGGACCUCCUCUGCGAUGGUGAAUUCUUCCGGGUCGAGGACGAAGCCGGAGGCCAGGAAAUCAAAAUACCGCAGAAGGCUCGCCAUGUCUAUGUUAGCAAGGCUGACAACUUCGUCAGGGUUUCUGAAGCUCUGGCUGAGAAGGAACAGCUGCGCAGCCUUGUGAUUGACGGCAGUGUGCCCUCGGAUGCCACCCUCAGGGCAAACUUCAUGGUUUCAUUGGAAACGGUGUUGAAAAAAUGCAAGUUCUUGCGGUUGUUAAUGCUUCCAGAGAAAUUUCCAUUGGAGUCUCUUGUAGCUAUUGGUCGUUUAAGUCGUCUUCGCUGCCUGGACUUCCAUGGCAUUCAGAGAAAAGCGUUGCCCCAGUAUCUCGAGUCGUUGAAUCUUCUACAAUGGCCGGAUCUGAAGCAGCGGCCCGUGGCUUCGAAUUUAACCAAAGGGGGGUCGAGAAUUUGGAAGCAGCACUCUGCAGGUUCAGAAAAGGAUGCAACCUCUAGCGCAAGUGGUCCCGUAAGAUCGACUUCCAACUCAUCGCCAAAUUUGCCUUCUCCCUAA
Molecule: messenger RNA, 2079 nt
Organism: Zingiber officinale
Lineage: Eukaryota; Viridiplantae; Streptophyta; Magnoliopsida; Zingiberales; Zingiberaceae
Product: putative disease resistance RPP13-like protein 1
Exons: 1
Coding region: 1-2079 (692 amino acids)
Biological process (GO): defense response to other organism
Molecular function (GO): ADP binding
Source: RefSeq, a predicted model, not a curated record